CCGCAUCGCGCAAUGCGCGUUCAUCAGGAGCUCCGCGCGUCACAGACUCUCUAUGAAGAGCGCGUACACUGAGGAGGCGAGAGGAUGCGCUGCUCCCGGUCUGUGCUGUGCUGGUCUGAAGGAAGCAUAAAGCUCAGUGGGGGCUGAAGUAUGAACCAUAAGCUUUGAGCUCCCACCACUGAGACUAUGAGGCAAGCGGUAACCGCCACCCUGUCUGUGUGGGGAGAGAGGCGUUUCGGGUACUCCACCCUGAAGGACUCCAGCGAGUCUCUGUUGGACGAGCGUAAACUGAGGCCGGGUCUGAAAGAAGACUCUGUCAUUGAAGAAAAGGAACGGGCGGAGUAUGAGCAGGAACAUCUUGAAGCGGUUUUGGGACGUUCAGGGUCCCCUCUGGAGGACACCGGACACCAAACUGGGAGCGCAGAGCACUCGGACCCCACGCUAGAGUCAUGCACAGAGCGCAAAAACAGCGUGGGGGAAACGUCGGUGGUGUCCGGGGUUGACUUUACUGGGAGGAAGGGUUCUCUUGGUGCUUUGCCAAUGCAGCGGUGCACGUCUUUGGGCACCACUCCACCUCAGUGGAUCCCUGAUUCUCAGGCAGCUGCAUGCAUGAAAUGCGGCUCCAAAUUCUCCUUCACCAGAAGAAGGCAUCACUGCAGAGCAUGUGGAAAGGUGUUUUGUGUGGUGUGCUGCGACCUGAAGUUCCGAUUGACUCAUCUCGGGGGGAAAGAGGGGCGUGUCUGUGUCACCUGUCAUUCAACUCUGAACAGCCGGACGAUUCGCAAGGACCAGAAAAAAGUUUGGUUCGCUGACAGUCUCCUUUCAAUGCCUGAAAGUAGAAGUGCCAACUGCAGCCCGACACACAGGAGCACGAGCCAAACACCGAGGGCUGAACUCGCUCAGGCGGAAGUGUCUGACCUCGAGGCUGAAGAAGUCAGUGGUCUGAGUGGCAACUCCAAAAAACCCUCUCCACCAAAGGACCUUCCACCUAUUCUGACAUCAACAGGGGUCAAAGGAGAUUACACUCUGGAGGAGAAGAGAACCGAAUCGUCUCUCUUAGAGGAAUUGGAGACUGGUCUGGCCGAGCCUCUGGUGUUCGUGCUGAAUGCAAACCUGCUGGCCGUGGUGAAGAUUGUCAGCUAUGUGAACCGCAGAUGCUGGUGCGUUAUGUCAAAGGGAAUGCACGCUGUCGGCCAACCAGAGGUGGUUAUUUUACUGCAGUGCUUGCCGGAGGAGAAAAGAUUUCCAACGGACAUCUUCAAUCAUUUCAUUCAGAUCUACUGGGAUGCCCAGACAGCAGGAAAGCUUCUGAAUCACCUCAGCCACUCUUUGGUGUCCCGGGGGUUUCUGGGUAAUAAUGAGCAUGCUGGAUUUCUGUACGUGCGACCGUCGUUCCAGUCUUUGGAGGGACUGCCUUUGCCUGCGCCACCCUUCCUGUUUGGACUUCUUAUACUCCGUGCCGAGACACCAUGGGCUAAGGCCUUUCCCUUGAGACUCAUGCUACGUCUGGGAGCGGAGUACAGAUUUUACCCAUGUCCGUUGUUCAGUGUGCGCUAUCGAGAGCCUCUCUUUGGGCCGGUUAACAACAGCAUCAUGAGACUCUUAGUGGAUUUCCGCUUCUACCGUUACACGCUGCCUUCGGUGCAGGGACUCAUGGUCGAUCUGGAAGCUAGAAGCACCUGUAUAAGAAUCCCUAAAACACGCCAUCCUGAGCUGCUGAAGGCUCUGAAUAAAUCUAAUGAGAGAGUGCUGGCCCUGGGCGCCUGCUUUAAUGAGCAGGCAGACUCUCAUCUCAUCUGCGUUCAGACGGCAGAUGGACAGUAUCAGACCCAAGCCAUCAGCAUUCACAGUCAACCUCGCAGAGUCACUGGCUCGUGUUUUUUCGUGUUCAGUGGAGCGCUGAAAGCUUCCUCAGGGUACUUGGCCAAGUCAAGCAUUGUGGAAGAUGGAUUGAUGGUGCAAGUAACCAUGGAGACCAUGGCUGAAUUGCGACGGUCUUUACGAGACAUGAAAGAUUUCACAGUCACCUGUGGAAAACUUCACCCGGCGGAGAGGCAGGAAUAUGUGCUUAUUCAGUGGCAGGAUGAAGAGCCACGCUUUAAUAAAGGGUUUGUAUUGAUGCCUCUGAUAAAUUCAGUUUUGUUCAUAAUGUUUGUCUUUAGCAACAGAGAUUUGUUUGAUCCUGUGCUGGUCUGUUCUGCUGUCCUGUAUCCCAGUAUAAUCAGCCCCAUUGAUGGAAAAUCUAUGGAGUCGCUUACAAACGUCAAGACCCAUCAGCGCUUAGAAUACAAGGCCAAUGGGAAGGUCAUGCGCUGGACAGAGGUGUUUUAUCUUCAAAAAGAUCAACAUCUUAAUAACCACACUAGUCACAACCGGCUAACAGAACGUCUUGCACGGGCGUUCUGCAUGGCACUGUGCCAGUCUCUCUGUUUGCUUAAAGAGGAUGGCAUGACCAAACUGGCACUGAGAGUUAUCCUCGAUGGGCAAAAGAUGGAGUUUGUGGCAGGCAGCAACGGUCAGCGGUUGCCAGCACCAUAUCAAGACUGUCUCAACCAAUCACUGACGAGCGUGGUACAGAGUAACUCUUACUACCAGGGUCUCGCUGCCUGCCAGCUGGAGCUCAUCUUCUAUAUUCUUGAGGAUACGUCUUAAAAGACCCCGCAUGGACCACCCACUGUCACCUGUGCCAAACUUCAUCAGCAUUACCUUUGAGUUCAGUAGUUUAAUAUUAAAUCUAAUAGACUUUCGGGUGGUGUUUAGUUGAUAUCUUACGGCUCACUGUGAAUGGGUCUGGGGUUACAAGAUCAAAUGGCUUUAAGAACAGGUCAAGUAGCUAUCUAGUUUUCUCUAGUCUAGAGUCUCGGCUCAUUUCCAACAUGCAAAAACAAGGACCGAAGCGCAGCUGAAAACAAAUCUCCAGCAGAUGACUUUCAUUAGCAUGAUCUGAUAUUGAAAAGGAGUUUUGUUCAUUUUUUCCUGCUCAAUCUUCCAAACAUGGAUCUCCCACACUGUAGCCAAGGCAAUUUUCCGUCGCACUUCCUGAUAAAGGCGUGUUCCUCCAGAAUCACUGUUGAAAUCCCACGACCCACCCUAUUCUCCUGACUCGCAGGAGUGGCCUGACCUCUGCUCUACAUUGACGCACACCUGCUUGGAAUUCAGCCAGACAAAGGCAACGCUUGGAUAAACGGGAGCAGGAAUAACACACAAAAUCUGGUGUGUCUUUGUGCGUGCGUGUGUGUAUGUGUGUGAGACGAAAAGGCCAAACAGAGCGUAGGAUGACUGCUUUUUUCAGGAAGAGAAGAGACUUUGUUUACAUCCAACACGCUCCGCAUACUUGAGAUUGCAAAGGAUGCAGAGUAUGAAGAUAUGCGACGAACAUCUCCAAAUUUGUUGGACUGCCCUUGAAAGCCUAAGACAACAGGAACACACAUUACUCCUGCUUCAUUCUUGUAGAUAGUAUGUUAGAAGAAAAGUAUUUUAAUAUGGAGAUGCCAAAUAACAUGACGGGUGGAAUUGUAGAAUGACCUUCUAUUAUGGUGUUGAAUGAGGAAAUAUUGCGUGCCAUUAAUAUUUACGUAGAAAAUGAUCAUUAUGAAAUAGCAUAACAUGCCUAAAAUAAAAAGAUAACUAUUUUAAAAUGUGAA
Messenger RNA from Triplophysa dalaica, 3644 nucleotides. It is a transcript of the gene zfyve9b, whose product is annotated as zinc finger, FYVE domain containing 9b. NCBI's taxonomy places the organism in Eukaryota, Metazoa, Chordata, Actinopteri, Cypriniformes, Nemacheilidae. Gene Ontology annotation, cellular component: early endosome membrane; endosome. The record is from RefSeq and is a predicted model, not a curated record. The transcript is spliced from 15 exons. Gene Ontology annotation, biological process: endosomal transport; liver development. Gene Ontology annotation, molecular function: metal ion binding. The coding region runs from base 187 to 2652 and encodes 821 amino acids.